This is a messenger RNA of Megalopta genalis, 1462 nucleotides long. NCBI's taxonomy places the organism in Eukaryota, Metazoa, Arthropoda, Insecta, Hymenoptera, Halictidae. The record is from RefSeq and is a predicted model, not a curated record.
UCGUGGGAAGCUUGGUAGGGAGCGCGGUAGAGCAAAGGGUCCGGAGGGGCAAAGAGCGAAGGGCCGAAGGAAGGCAGGCAGGUCGGCGGCGCUCUGCCUCGGAAGCAACGCUCGGUUUCGCGGGCGGAAUGGAAGCGGAAAUAGCGCCUGCGUAGCGUGGAGCACGCGUACACGUAGUAUAUAGGAGAGCGGUUGCCGCUCGAGGCGUCACAUUGCGUUCUCGAGAGGACAGUCCUUCGUUUUCGCCGAAUAGCCAGCCACAGCUGUCCUGCCGGACGCGAUCCUGUCCUCAGGAUCCUCGCAUCGGGAGCAAGUCGACAGGAAAAGCCGCCGAUUCUCUCCGUCGCUUCCUCGCUCUCCCUCUCUCUCAUCCUCCGCCGCGAGGAUCGAAGAAAAGAAUCGUUCGGCGGACGAACGUCGAGUUGAAUCGAGGAGGAUUCGUGGUUCGAUCCUGUUCGCGCCACGUCCGAAGGAUCAACGAGAGAUCGAGAAGAGCUCCAGAGACAGCCGGAGGACACCUCGGCACAUCCUCGUUCGCGACUGUUUGAUGCUGCGAUCUGCUGUUAUAUAAAAGGACAGACAGAGAGAGGAACGCACGCAGAUGGGGAACGGAGUAAUUCCCUUAGUGAUGGUGGCUAUGGUGCCCAUCAUCGCGGGCACCAUCGGGCAACGCGCCCUCGUCAAGCGGAGCGUCAACAGCCUCGACUAUCCCGACUACGCGACCAAAUACGAGGAGUAUCCGGUGGUGGUGCCGAAGAGGGCGGCCCUAUUGUUGGACCAGCUGAUGGUCGCGCUGCAAAAGGCGGUGGACAAUCAGAGCAAGGGCGAGCUGGGGGCCAGCAGAUCAUCCUCGUACGCGAGAUCCUCGGGACCUCAUAUCACAGCGGGGGAAUCGCAGAUCGUUUCGACCGGGGACGAGCAAACGAUGGACCUGCAGCGACGUGGCCAGUCGAAAGGACGCGUGUACUGGCGGUGCUACUUUAACGCGGUGACGUGCUUCAAGAGAAAGUGAUAACAAGCACAAUAGUCCCAGCUUCGCCUUCGAUGCCCGACUCGACGACCCCGUAUCAUCGCCUCGACCCGCAGCUCGGGGACCCCUCGAAUCUCCUUCCUCCGUGGCGUGCUUCUCCCGUUCGGCCCACACCAGCAGACGUAUAAAUCGCGGAACCAACGGAAACUAGGCCCCUAAGUCCCACCGACGAAAUCGCUCGGCCCUUCGUCGCGAGUCGGGAUCGCGAUUCAACUUUCUCUCUCUCUCUCUCUCUCUCUCUCUCUCUCUCUCUCUCUCACUCUCUCUCUCUCUCUCUCUUUCAUCUUUUCUCUCGCUUCUCCCGUGUCUUUCGAAGCAGCAUCGACCCUCCGUGAAAAUAUGUUAUAGUCCCCAUGGCUUAUAAAACGACACCGGCAUGCUGGACUCCCGAUUAAACGUACUUCACUUGUGAAAGCGUAUCAAGCAACACGA